Tribolium castaneum (red flour beetle) is the source of this 1280-nucleotide messenger RNA. Its product is annotated as odorant receptor 77. Gene Ontology annotation, cellular component: plasma membrane. NCBI's taxonomy places the organism in Eukaryota, Metazoa, Arthropoda, Insecta, Coleoptera, Tenebrionidae. The record is from RefSeq and is a predicted model, not a curated record. Gene Ontology annotation, biological process: sensory perception of smell; detection of chemical stimulus involved in sensory perception of smell. The transcript has 6 exons. The coding region runs from base 21 to 1193 and encodes 390 amino acids. Gene Ontology annotation, molecular function: odorant binding; olfactory receptor activity.
GAAAGGGUUGACGGUGGGAGAUGAGUCUGCAGUUGUGGCCACGCUUGAAUAGUUUUUGUAAGACAAUUACAAUGAAGUACAUUUUAAUGAAAAAAACCAUUGCCUUUUUGUCCGUCACGGGCUUUUGGCCGAAAACGAAAGAAUCCACCAAAACUCGCGCAUUCUGCAUCCUCUUCUCCAGCUCGUUCCUCUUAUUCGGAAGCCUCGGUUACUUAAUAGUUUACCGUAAAUUCGGGAGCGACGACAUAGAUUCCAUCGAAACCGCCACAAGCCAUUUCGGAGUGCUAUAUUUCAUGUUCUUCUGGAUUUUGAAGCGAGACGGUCUAGUCCACAUUGUAAACCUACUGUCGGAUUUUUCCAAAUUCGGGGAACCGCGCUUUUUCAACGACCGCAACCGGCAGCUGGACUACCUCCUGCAGUACUGCAUUUUCGUCCUGAGCGUGGCCACAGGCGGCGUGUUCCUGUGCCCGAUUAUCUUCGUGAAAAACUGCGAAAUGGUGAAGCAGGAAAAGAACCUGACGAAGGUUUGUGGCCUGGUGUCUAAUGUUUGGGCGCCGUUCGAUUACAGCGAAUACCCGAUGAAGCGCGUGGUCUCGCUUUGGGAGAGCUAUUGCUGUUUUAUUAAUUUUGGGUGCGGGGGAAUCAUGUCGUUCACCAUGAUCAAAACGAUGGAGCAUUUGCACAUAAGGGUUGAGCAGUUAAAAGACAUGUUUCCCGACGUCGUGAAUGAGAAAAACCUGGCUGUGAGGAAGCAAAAGCUGGAAAAGUGGGUGAAAUACCACUUGCACCUUUACGAUAUUGGGGAGUUGAUGAACAACACGUAUCGCUACUGUUUGUCGGUUAUUGUUUUGUGUGUUGGUAUUCUGUUUGGAUGUAUUGGGAUCUCCACCAUGCAGCCUGGGUCUAGUCACAAUUCGCUUUUUCUCUUCAUGGGAUGGUUUCAGUCAAUUUGUAUCCUGUGUAUGGUUGGCCAACGUUUGCUGGAUGUGUUUUUAUCCGUGGGAGUGAUGGCUUAUGACAGCGCCUGGUACGAAAAGGACGUUGAUUUCCAAAAAGCUGUCCUUAUGAUUAUGAUUCGGGCUCGUAGACCGGUUCUUAUUUAUGCAGGACCGUUUACUAAUUUGUCUCAUUUAUUAAUACUAGGGGUACUCCAGACUUCGUACUCUUACAUCAACUUGCUCAAUGCAAAAUAAACACGUUUAUUUACAUCACUUGUGAGUUUGGAAUUGUAAUUAUCACACAUCACUUCACCAGUAGCAAAAAUAAAGCCACGGCGUAAA